CGUCAUGGAAGCCACCCAGUCGCAAAUACACGUUGACCGCGAGCUGGUGGGAGGCCCGCUUGUGUGCUGUCCUGGUAGUGUGCCAAAGGCGCACACGUAUUGCUGCGGGCCGUGCGGGCUCGGCUCCUACGACGCCAUCAUAGCGGAGCACUGGGCGCGCGAGCCCAGCAAGUGGAGCCGCGAGUUCGACGGGCGGCUCGAGAGGUGGGAUGUCGAAGCCAAGCCUCCUCUCGAGCUGAGCAUGCCUCAGCUCGGCUGGCUCGACUCUCCGUGGAACCCGCUCUUUUGCCUCUCCGUCAUGUACCCGCGCUCGCUGAGCUGCUGCGCGCCGAUCGGCUGCUGCCUGUGCUGCCCGGGGAUGCACACCGUCGACGUCGCCUCUCCCGAAGCCUUUGUGCCGGUGAUGCUUGGAGUGGCGGAGGAGCACAACCUGUGCCCAGAGGAGCUGCGGGGGCUGCUUUGGAUGGAGUUCAACAUCGCUCCAGAGACUCUGAUUACCCUCGACGAUGUCGAGUGGAGACGCAACCCCAACGUCGAAUGGGAUGGGUUGCUCGGGUUCAAGGGCAACGGCAACCGCACCACCGACGCCAGCUGCGCCGGGACCUGCCUGACGCUCUUCUCGACGCGCGACGGCGGCGUCAUGCGGUUUUCAACCUCCCCCUCCGGAAGGUGGAUCGCCAUCCCGCUCGGCGCGAGCUUCAUCUACGUCCCGCAGCCUGGCGACAAGUUCACCUACCAAGGGAAAGAGGCCUGCUCACCCUCACUGCACCUUCCGUGGGAGAGUACCGUAUAGACGGCUUGGGCCUUGCCCGGUCGAGCUCGAGCCUGGGGACUUGAUCCGAGUCUCCUACCCGAAGUGGGAGAAGACGACCGAGCUGACCCAGGCGGUGCAGUCGUAUGCGUAUGUCGUGCGCAAGCUCGCCGCGCGCGCCCCCGACGGCUCAGCUGCGUACACCAAGCACUACGACCGCUUCCGAGAGUGGAGCGAGGGGCCGUGGCCGCACCCGCCCCUCUGCGGCUUCUUCCUCUGCCACCUCAGCGGGGAGCAGCGGCGAGAAGACAUCACUCGCGCACUCAACCGCUACCAGGUGCUGAUGUUUCCGCCCGCGCCCCGCGCUGGAGCGACCAUGCACCGAUAAGCUGCACGUCGGGCGCCUCCUCCUCGGGCGCCCCGAUGGAGCCCUAGAGAGAAGAUGAGAUCAUGUCAGCCGAAUGCCUCGUAAUAAGAGACAAACGGCCUAGAGAGAGCAUGUCGGCCGAGAGUCUUGUGACAGGAGACAAAAGGCCUGGAGAGAUAGACGGCCUGUACGACAAACGGCCUGUACUAGCGAAAUCAUAAUGGUCCCAAAAAGAUAAUCAAAAAA
This is a messenger RNA of Emiliania huxleyi CCMP1516, 1364 nucleotides long. RefSeq lists its product as hypothetical. Bases 5 to 793 code for a protein of 262 amino acids. The record is from RefSeq and is a predicted model, not a curated record. Lineage: Eukaryota; Haptophyta; Isochrysidales; Noelaerhabdaceae. The transcript has 3 exons.